Messenger RNA from Aricia agestis (brown argus), 2318 nucleotides. RefSeq names its product ATP-binding cassette sub-family F member 3. The transcript is spliced from 12 exons. Bases 101 to 2218 code for a protein of 705 amino acids. NCBI's taxonomy places the organism in Eukaryota, Metazoa, Arthropoda, Insecta, Lepidoptera, Lycaenidae. The record is from RefSeq and is a predicted model, not a curated record. Gene Ontology annotation, molecular function: ATP binding; ATP hydrolysis activity.
AACGGGAUUCGGGACAAUAUUGAGUUGUAAUUUUACGAAUCUUAUGUUAUUAAUUAUUUAAAAUAAAUCUUGGUUGAGGCCAAGAUAAAGAAAACUCAUAAUGGCUAAGUGUGGAGAAUUUCUCAAAAGUCAAUUUCCACUAAUAGACGACGACUUAAAAAAAUAUGUAGAAGAUAUUUUAAACAAUAGCGCGGGGGAGUUUGAAGACACCGAGGAGGUGUACGAAGCAGUUGGUGAGGUUUUACAGGAAAUAUCUGAAAAGUCUGAAGAAGACAUUAGAUUAAUAUGUGAGAAGUUAUUACACAUGCUUCAACCUGAUAAGCAAAAUGCUUCAAAUGGUCCAAGAAAAGUGUUAGAUGCCCCCAUACACCUGGCCUCUAUGACUGGUUCAGUGGUUGAGUCUGAAGAUUUGAAGAGCAUAUGGCUACAGACUAGGGAUGACAGUUUGAAAGUUGAUGCAAAGAAGUUAGAAAAAGCAGAAGCAAAGUUGCAGCAGAAACAGCAAAAACAAAAGGAUGUGAAAGUGCCUAAUGCAGCUCCUGUAUUACAAACUGCCACAGCCUCACAAGUUACAUCAAAAAAAGACAAUAAGCUUGAAGCGAAAGGCACCAAUAGAACUCAGGACAUUCGGAUAGAAAACUUUGAUAUUGCUUAUGGAGACAGGGUGUUACUACAAGGAGCAGAUCUUAUAUUGGCUUUUGGGCGGAGAUACGGUUUAGUUGGCAGGAACGGUUUGGGCAAGACAACUUUACUCCGAAUGAUAAUGUGCAAACAGUUAAAGAUACCAUCACACAUAUCCAUCUUGCAUGUGGAACAGGAAGUUGUUGGUGAUGAUACAGUGGCACUACAGAGUGUUCUAGAAUGUGAUAUGGUCAGAGAAAAUUUGCUAAAACGAGAAAAGGAAAUCACAGCAGCUAUCAAUAAUGGAUCGGCAGACACAAACUUGUCAUCAGAGCUAACGGAGGUAUACGCACAGUUGGAGAAUAUAGAAGCGGACAAGGCACCAGCGCGAGCAUCCAUAAUACUCAGUGGUUUAGGCUUCACGCCCGAAAUGCAGGCGCGCGCCACAAAAACAUUCUCCGGAGGUUGGAGAAUGAGAUUAGCCCUUGCAAGAGCACUGUUUUCAAAACCAGAUCUGCUGCUACUCGACGAGCCGACGAACAUGUUGGACAUAAAAGCAAUCAUCUGGUUAGAGAAUUAUCUGCAGAACUGGCCCACCACACUCCUAGUGGUGUCCCACGACAGAAACUUCCUUGACACAGUGCCCACGGAUAUACUGCAUUUACACUCACAGAGGAUUGAUACGUACAGAGGAAACUACGAGCAGUUCCACAAGACGAAGACGGAGAAGCACCGCAACCAGCAGCGGGAGUACGAGGCGCAGCAGCAGCACCGCGCGCACACGCAGGAGUUCAUCGACCGCUUCCGGUACAACGCCAACCGCGCCUCCAGCGUGCAGAGCAAGAUCAAGAUGCUGGAUAAGCUGCCUGAAUUGAAACCAGUGGAAAAGGAGAUUGAAGUGGUGCUCCGGUUUCCAGAGGUGGAGCCUCUCUCGCCGCCUAUCCUUCAGAUCAAUGAAGUGGACUUCCACUACACCAAGGACAGGGUCAUCUUCACCAAUGUCAACCUUGGUGCCACACUAGAGAGCAGGAUAUGUAUUGUGGGUGACAACGGCGCUGGUAAGACGACGCUACUCAAGAUCAUCAUGGGCAUUCUAUCCCCCACCGGCGGGAUACGCAGCGUGCACCGCGGACUCAAGUUCGGCUACUUCUCCCAGCACCACAUUGAUCAGCUAGAGAUGAAUGUUAAUUCGGUUGAGCUGCUGCAAUCCAGUUAUCCAGGCAAAACGAUAGAAGAAUACAGGCGGCAACUCGGCAGCUUCGGAGUCAGCGGGGACCUGGCUCUACAGACCAUUGGCAGUCUCUCCGGAGGUCAGAAGUCCAGAGUAGCCUUCGCGCGGAUGUGCAUGGGCAACCCCAACUUCCUGGUGCUGGAUGAACCGACUAACCACCUGGAUAUUGAGACGAUAGAGGCCCUGGGCAAGGCGAUUAAUAAGUAUACGGGAGGCGUGAUCCUGGUUUCCCACGACGAGAGACUGAUCCGGAUGGUGUGUAAAGAGCUGUGGGUGUGCGGAAACGGCUCCGUAGUUAGUAUAGAGGGCGGUUUCGACGAAUACAGGAAAAUCGUGGAGAGAGAACUCGAGGCGCAAAACAAAUAGUAUAAGUGCGGACCUGAAAUUAAUUGUAAAAAGUAUCGUAAAUUAUACAAUGUAAUAUAAUUGUCUUUUGUUUAUGCCACAAAUAUAUAGUUAAUAUGAA